Messenger RNA from Dermatophagoides farinae (American house dust mite), 1572 nucleotides. The record is from RefSeq and is a predicted model, not a curated record. Lineage: Eukaryota; Metazoa; Arthropoda; Arachnida; Sarcoptiformes; Pyroglyphidae.
CCACAAAAGAGAGAGAGAAAAAAAAAUUAAAUCAGUCAAAAUGACUGACUGACAAACAAUAAAAAAAAGGAAUAAUUCAUAUAUCAUUCAUAGUGGGAAUUUACUUGGCAUGAAUUCUCUCUUCACCACCAUCAAAUUAGAAUUAAAGCUUACUCAUUUCGUUGUUUGCAUGAUGUUUGUUUUAUCAUCAUCAUCAUCAUCGUCAUCGUCAUCAAGUUAUUUUGUUUGUAAUCAUCAAACGGAUAAUAUGUUCUUUCGAAUGUUUUAAUCAUUAUCAUAUAACAUAAUAAAUCAGAUGAUCAGAUUGAUUUUUUGUGUGUGUUUGUGUUUAUUUGUAUUUGAUUUUUCCAUUUAAUGAAUUAAAUAUUGUAUAUCAUUCAUGUAUUAAUGUGUGUAUUGACUACGGGGAGAGAAAAAUCGAAAACAACAAAAAAAUUGAAUCAUGGCCAACAAUAGUAUGUUGCUCACCCCAACUAAUUCACCGCAAACAACCAGUGAAAUGGUUUGUACAAAACGUAAAACCGAAUUACCAAUACUAAAUGCUUAUUGGAUAAAUACCGGAAAACAAUUGUUUGCUAGUGGAUUAUCCGGAUGUGUUGAAGUUUGUUUCACCUAUCCUACCGAUUUCGUUAAAAUUAUUCUACAAUUAGAUGAAAGAAGUGGUAAAAAACGUCGUUUUAAAAAUUCAUUCGAUGUUAUCCGUCAAACAAUACGAAGCUAUGGAAUAUUGGGCGUUUAUCGUGGUUUCAGUGUCGUUUUCUAUGGUGCCAUUCCGAAAUAUAUGUUCCGAUUUGGGUCGUAUGAACAAAUAAAACGAUUCUGUGUGAAUAAUGAUGGUCAAUUAAGGCCUAAAGAUAAAUUAAUCUGCGGUCUUGGUGCGGGCGUUUUUGAAGCAUUAUUCGCUGUCAUACCUCAAGAAUCGAUUAAAGUGAAAUUCAUCAAUGAUCGUUUUAGUGAUCAACCUAAAUACAAUGGAUUAAUACAUGGUAUCAAGGAGAUAAUUAGAGAGAAAGGAAUUCGUGGUACAUACCAAGGAGUAGUGCCAACGCUACUCAAACAAGGAUCCAAUCAGGCAAUCAGAUUUUUUGUCUUUGAUUCAUUACAAGAAUGGAAUAAUAAUCGUCAACCAAUGAAUAAGGAUAAAAAUAAUAAAAUUCUCAUACCGAUAUUUGGCGCGAUUGCAGGAGCAACAUCAGUGUUGGGUAACACACCUAUGGAUGUGGUCAAAACUCGAAUGCAAGGACUUGAAGCACAUAAAUAUCGAGGCGUCAUGGAUUGUAUGGCUAAAAUCUAUCGUAAUGAAGGAUUAUUAGGCUUCUAUAAAGGCUUAGUUCCACGUUUAGUCAAAGUUUCAUUGGAAGUGGCCAUCGCAUUCACCAUGUACAGCACCUUUUCCGAUCUAUUCGGUAUUAACAAAUAGAAUUUUUCAUCAUUUUUUAUUCAAGAAAAAAUUUUUCUAAACAAUUUUUAGCAAGAAAAAAAGAAUUUUUGUGUAUAUAAUUCUUAAAUUGAGACGAUAAUCUUAAAAAUGUCCAUUUGAUUUUUGUCUAAUAAAAAUCAUUUUAAAAAUUA